Molecule: messenger RNA, 3757 nt
Organism: Cydia fagiglandana
Lineage: Eukaryota; Metazoa; Arthropoda; Insecta; Lepidoptera; Tortricidae
Product: probable ATP-dependent RNA helicase DDX43
Exons: 1
Coding region: 91-2244 (717 amino acids)
Molecular function (GO): RNA binding; RNA helicase activity; ATP binding
Source: RefSeq, a predicted model, not a curated record
UAAUAGACUUGCUAGUCGCGCGUAUCUAAUAAAACUAAUAAGGAGAAAUAUACGAGUACUCUAAAGGUUUGAUAUAUUUAUAAAACCAAAAUGGCAGAUGAUGAAUGGCAAGAUGAACCGGUUACGGCGAUGCCUUCAGCACCCGUAACUUCAGGAUACGACAGCCGUCCGAGAGGAGGUGGCAGAGGCAGAGGACGCAGUAACGAUUCCAAUUGGAGAGCACGUGGCCCUCAGACUAGUAACUACGAUGACCGGCGCGACAAUAGAGACAGAGAUCGUCGGGAUGGGGGCGACCGGCGCAACGGAGAUCGCCGGAAUUUUUCACGACAAGACGAAGGUAACAGAAAAGUAAUUUCAGUCCCUUCCUCAAAGAUCGGUCGCGUAAUCGGUAAGGGUGGGUCUAAAAUCAAAGAUCUGGAAUUUGAAUCUGAUGCUAAAGUCAAAAUCGGAGAUACUAGCGGCGACGAAGCUGAAAUCACGUUGACGGGUACUGAUGAGGCUAUCGCAAAGGUUGAGGACAUGAUUCAAGAUCUCGUCAAAGACUAUAAGCCUGCUGGAUCACGAGAUUUGAACACCAGUAACAGCAGUACUCAGUCUGGCGAGUUUUUGAAAAAAAAUGAAAAUGGUGUGGAAGUUAUUGACUGGUCAAAGUUGAAUUCGUUUUAUGAAGAUAGUCAGAAGGAGCGAUGGAGCAAGCUACCUCCUAUUGUCAAAGAUUUCUAUAAGGAAGAUCCUCAAGUAGCUGCAAUGCCGCCUGCUGAAGUUAGUCGCUGGCGUAAAGCAAACCAUGAUAUUCAAGUAAAGAGAACUUUUGAUGAAAAACCUGGUUUAAGGCCUAUUCCUAAUCCAGUUCUGACAUUUGAACAAGCAUUCCACCAGUACCCUGAGAUUCUGGAGGAAAUUUAUAAGCAGGGCUUUAAACAACCCUCUCCAAUUCAAAGCCAGGCUUGGCCAGUUCUACUAAGAGGUGAUGAUUUAAUAGGCAUUGCUCAAACCGGUACUGGCAAGACAUUAGCUUUCCUUCUGCCAGCUCUAAUACAUAUUGAUGGUCAGACUACCCCAAGAGAAGAGAGAGAAGGUCCAUCCGUCCUUAUAUUGGCUCCCACCAGGGAGCUAGCUUUACAGAUUGACAAAGAGGCAUCCAAGUAUCAAUACCGAGGCAUUAAGUCAGUGUGCUUAUAUGGAGGGGGAGACCGUAAAGAACAAAUCAAAGUAGUGUCCAAAGGUGUAGACAUUGUCAUUGCUACUCCUGGACGACUGAAUGACCUUAUAAUGGCUAGGCACUUGAACAUCAUAAACUUUUCGUACAUUGUCCUUGAUGAGGCUGACAGAAUGUUAGACAUGGGCUUUGAACCUCAAAUCAGAAAAUCCUUGUUUGAUGUCAGACCUGACCGCCAGACAGUAAUGACCUCAGCCACCUGGCCCACAGGUGUGCGGCGCUUAGCAGAGUCCUAUAUGCAGGACCCUAUCCAGGUUAAUGUGGGAUCACUGGAUCUUGCAGCUGUUCACACAGUGACACAAAAAGUUGUAUUUGUUGAGGAAGAUGACAAAGAGCAAUAUCUUCUAGAUUUCUUAAACAACAUGGAGCCUACAGACAAGGUGAUUGUUUUCUGUGGCAAGAAGGCAACAGCAAACCACAUUUCUACUGAACUGGCAAUAAGAAACAUUAGUUGCCAAGCUUUGCAUGGAGACAGAGACCAGAGUGAUCGAGAAGCGGCUUUAGAGGAAAUGGUUGAUGGGACAGUUAACAUUUUAAUUGCCACUGAUGUUGCUUCCAGAGGAAUAGAUAUCAAGGACCUCACUCACGUUAUUAACUUGGAUUUUCCGCGUCACAUCGAAGAGUACGUGCACAGAGUAGGCAGGACUGGUCGGGCAGGAAAGACAGGCAUUUCACUGUCAUUGAUAGCGAGGAAUGAUUGGGCACACGCAAGGGAGUUGAUAAAAAUUCUUGAGGAGGCUAAUCAGGAAGUUCCUGAUGAAUUGGAGCAAAUGGCACAGAGGUUUGAAGCCAUGAAGUUGCGUCGGGACGCUGAAGGAGGCGGGCGUGGGGGCCGUGGCGGCGGACGUGGUCGCGGAGGUCGUGGAGGAGGUUAUGGCGGUGGCGGCCGCGAUGGAGGCUACGGGGGUGGCGGCCGCGAUGGAGGCUACGGCGGUGGCGGCCGCGAUGGAGGCUACGGCGGUGGCGGUCGCGAUGGUGGCUACGGGGGUGGCGGUGGAUAUGGUGGGAGAAGAGACAGAUUUUAGUUUCUUUCUCAAUUUUUGACUGUUACUGAGGGUCUCAAAAAUAAUAUCUAUUCUUACGGCAUGUUAUGCUUAAGUUUAGAAAUUUAAGGGAAAGUAGAGACAAAAAUCGAUUUAAGUCACAAAAUGUUCAGUCUUCCAUGCUAGACUACAAAAAAGUUUUAAGAACUCUCAAGAUCUACCAUCUUAAUUUGACUACUUUUUUGAAACAUCCAAUCUACCCGCUACUAUUACUACCCGCCCCUCUUUAAUAUUACUUAAUAUACCUAGUAGUAUUUGUAUUUUUUCCAGACUGAAAAUAAGCCAAAGGCUUAAAACAUAUUCAGUUAAGUAUUAUAUAUUGUUUAUUUUUGUUUAUCUCUUGUUGCGAGUCGAUGAAGAUGACUGUGAUCUGACAGUAGACUGUGAAACAAUAUGUGUUAUAGUUUAUAAGGUAUACAUUGGAAUGCAAUUCACGGCAAACUAGGGCUGGAAGGUCAACAGAACUUCAAACAUGAAAAUAACAAUACUUAGGCAAAGCUAAUAUUGGCUAUUAUAUAGGCAAGGAGUGCUUGUGGAGAUAGGUAUAUUUUAGCAUCUUAGCUUCUUCAAUACAGGUAUGGUGACUUAUGCACCAUUUACUUUCAUUUAUUUAUGUGUUCCUAACAUUCUGUAUGUGUCUUUAGGUUCUUUGUCACAUAAAGACCAAAACAAGCUAGAGGGGAGGAUGCUUGGUUGGUUUAGUCUUUAUGCGACUAAGAACGCGUAGACACGUUCGAAACGUCUGUACAAUUAAAAGUAUAAGCGAUUGAGGUUGUUAUGUUAAAAUGUGUGAGCGAAAAUUGAAAUCAAUACUAACUAGGUACUUAUUUGAUGUAUGUGUGUAGGUACCGCAUUAUUUUUAUAAUAUACAAACAAAUAACUUUUCUAAUACCCAUAGACUAGGAAUCCUCUAGACCGAGUUUAGAGCAAUUAUUUCAUGCAACCGAUGAUGCCAAAAAUGCGGGGGUGAGCGAAGUCUCGUGCCGUGAUUGGUCCGUUCAAACACACGGACGUCACACAGACACUUUCGACUCGAACAUGGAGUAAAAUUACCGUGUGCGUUAGAGGGUAGCGCGACUAUGCUCGGUCUAGAGGAUUCCUAGUCUACGCUAAUACCUAAUUUGCCGUGAAUUGAGAAUUGUUACCAAUCCUUGUUUAUAAGUUUAUAUAACAUUGUCAUUAAGAAAGGACCAUCUGAAUUUAUGAGAAAGGUGUAUUUCUGAAUACCUGUUACUUGAUUAAAAUAAAAAGCAUUUUAGUUUGGUUUAUCAUGUAUAUUGUUAACAUUACAUGUUAUGUUUUAAUUUAAUAUCAUUACAUUAGAACCUGCCUGCCACAUAAAGUGAAGCCCAAAAACAGCAAUCAAUAUUCAUAAGUUGUCUUAACCACGUAGCGUAGCAAAUUGAGAAUAGCGUAAAUAGGUAACAUUAAUAACAUUCUUAUAAUACUAUGUGCUUUCUAAUUUAAGACAACCUCGUGCAUACAUUUUUCACAU